CAUCUUUGAAGAACUUGGAAACGUUGGAUCUAAGUCAUAAUUUUUUCUUGUAUUCCUUCUCUAUGCAAGAUUCCGAAAGACUAUCCAAGUUAAGCAAGCUAAGUUACCUUGAUCUGAGCGGCAAUGGUUUUGGCCAAUCCAUAUUAAAGUCUUUAAGGGUGCUCCAAGCUCUUAGGUAUCUAUCUCUUGAGACAAAUGGAAUUGGCGGACAACUUUCUGACUUGGAUAUGUUAGCUUUUAGGAAUUUGGAGGUCUUAAAUUUGGGGGAUACUUCUUUUAGUGGGAGUAUUCCUCCAAGUAUACGAGCAUUACCUUCUCUCAAGGCUUUAUCUUUGGCUCGCAAUAAUAUUAGUGGCUCUUUACCUCCAGAUUUGUGUGAACUGAACAAACUUCAAGAGUUGGAUCUUAGUGAUAACAAUCUCGAAGGGACCCUUCCUCCAUGUUUGAAUAAUUUGACAAAUCUUAGGCUUCUAGAUCUCUCCAAGAAUCAAUUCACAGGGAAACUUUCUGAAUCUCUUAUUUCUAGCCUAACAGCAAUGGAGUACAUUGAUCUUAGCAACAAUUUCUUCGAGGGCUUAUUCUUAUUCAGCUCAUUUGCAAAUCAUUCCAAGCUUGAGGUUGUUCAAUUCCUCAAUUUCAAUCACAAGUUCCAGGUGGAAACUGACUUAUCAAAUUGGGUUCCCAAAUUUCAACUAAAGGUCCUUACGUUACCAAACUGUAACCUAAAUAGAUUCUCUGGUGGUCAUAUUCCAAAAUUCCUUUGGGGGCAAUACAAGUUAAGAAUCAUCGAUCUUUCCCACAAUAACUUGACAGGACAUUUUCCCAAGUUGUUGAUAGAAAACAAUCUAGGACUAGAAUACCUACUUCUUAGGAACAACUCUUUGGUGGGUCAAUUUCAUAUGGCGCCAGUAGCUUGCUUCUAUAUUGAUGUCUCAGACAAUAAGCUGGUUGGUGAAAUUCAGUCAAACAUAGGGGAAAUCAUUCCGCAAACAAGACAUCUAAACAUAUCUAGAAAUUCUUUUGGAGGACGUGUUCCAUCCUCGAUCAGCAACAUGAGUGCGAUUUUGCUAUUGGACAUGUCCUUCAACAAAUUUUCAGGAGAGGUACCAAAAGAAUUGCUUGCAGCUUGCACCCAGUUGAAGUUUUUGGAUUUGUCUCACAAUAUGUUUCAUGGUCAUAUAUUUUCAAAUUACUUCAAUAUGAGCAGUUUAUCUGUUUUGUGUAUGGACCAUAACUACUUCUCUGGAACUCUAAGAAAUUUAACAAAUUUGGAUUAUUUAUCAGUUUUAGAUAUCAGCAACAAUUACCUGUCUGGUCAGAUUCCUCAUUUGAUGGGCAAUGGGUUCUCAUUGCUUACACUAAACAUGCAGAAUAAUCUAUUCAGUGGUCAAUUUUCAUGUGAAAAUAUUCCUUACGAAUAUUUAGACAUUUCUUAUAAUGAUCUUUCGGGAAGUUUACCUUCAUGUUCAAUGGUUCAACGUUUGCGAUACUUACAUUUAGAAGGGAACAGAUUUGGAGGAUCAAUACCAGAAGCUUUUCUGAAUUUUUCAAGAAUAUUGUCACUAAACAUUAGGUAUAACAGUUUAUCUGGAAAGAUUCCAAGUGUGAUUGGAUCACUUUCCAGAUUAAAAGUUCUUUUGUUGAGUGGAAACCAUUUGAGUGGAUUAAUUCCAAAUGAGUCAUGUCAAUUAAGUCAGAUAAGCAUAAUGGAUCUCUCCAAUAACCGUUUUUCUGGGUCAAUACCCCACUGCUUUAGUAACAUCACUUUUGGAAAACAUGUGAGUGAACUAAUGCCAAAUAAGGGACGUUCAUUCGUCUUUUAUGGAAUUUAUGAACCCAUUUGGGAAUCUGGUGGUUUACUGAAGGGGCACAAAGAAAUUUGGUUGACAAUUCAAUAUAAUGUAUUGCAAGAAGAAGUUGGCUUUGUCACAAAAACCAUACUCAGCUCCUACAAGGGUGGGAUCCUAAAUAUCAUGUCUGGAUUGGACUUGUCAUGUAACAACCUCACAUGUGAAAUCCCAUAUGAACUAGGAAAUCUAAGUUUCAUUCAUGCAUUGAACUUAUCCCACAAUCGAUUUUUCGGUCCUAUACCAAGGUCUUUCUCAAACCUACGCCAAAUAGAGAGCUUGGACCUUUCUUACAACCAUUUGAAUGGGGAAAUCCCUUCAAUAUUUGGUGAUCUAAACUUUUUGGAAGUGUUCAGUGUGGUUCAUAACAAUUUAUCAGGUAGAGUUCCAGACAAGGGGCAAUUCUUGACAUUCGAAGCAAGUAGUUUCGUUGGAAAUCCAUUUCUUUGUGGGCAAAUACUGAAAAAAAACUGCAGCCCCAUUGUUGAGCCGGCACCUCACUCUCCAGAAAAAAGCGAUGAGAAGUGGUUUAAAGUGGAUCCAGUGACCUUCUUUGCAAGUUUUGCUGCUUCAUACACCACAUUUUUCUUGGGGGUCAUAGUUGUUCUCUAUGUCAAUCCUACUUGGCGACGAAGGUUGUUCUAUCUAGCUGAAGAAUGGUUCUUUUCAUGCUACUACUUUGUUUAUGAUGCUAUUCGCAAGUUUGUACGCAUGCACUGAUAGUUGUUAUGAAAUUAAUUAU
Molecule: messenger RNA, 2589 nt
Organism: Malania oleifera
Lineage: Eukaryota; Viridiplantae; Streptophyta; Magnoliopsida; Santalales; Ximeniaceae
Product: receptor-like protein 15
Exons: 4
Coding region: 63-2567 (834 amino acids)
Molecular function (GO): protein binding
Source: RefSeq, a predicted model, not a curated record